Pogoniulus pusillus (Red-fronted tinkerbird) is the source of this 2757-nucleotide messenger RNA. RefSeq names its product family with sequence similarity 76 member A (gene FAM76A). The record is from RefSeq and is a predicted model, not a curated record. The coding region runs from base 16 to 1068 and encodes 350 amino acids. NCBI's taxonomy places the organism in Eukaryota, Metazoa, Chordata, Aves, Piciformes, Lybiidae. Gene Ontology annotation, cellular component: nuclear speck. The transcript is spliced from 10 exons.
AGCGCGGGCGGAGGCAUGGCGGCGCUGUACGCCUGCACCAAGUGCCACCAGCGCUUCCCCUUCGAGGCGCUCAGCCAGGGCCAGCAGCUCUGCAAGGAGUGUCGGAUUGCACAUCCCAUCGUUAAAUGCACCUACUGCAGGACAGAGUUCCAGCAGGAGAGCAAAACCAACACAAUAUGCAAGAAGUGUGCUCAGAACGUGAAGCUCUACGGCACGCCCAAGCCCUGCCAGUACUGCAACAUCAUCGCGGCCUUCAUCGGCAGCAAGUGCCAGCGCUGCACCAACUCGGAGAAGAAGCACGGCCCGCCCCAGCCCUGCGAGCAGUGCAAGCAGCACUGCGCCUUCGACAGGAAGGACGACCGCAGGAAGGUGGAUGGCAAACUGCUGUGCUGGCUCUGCACCCUGUCCUACAAGAGGGUGCUGCAGAAGACCAAGGAGCAGUGCAAGCACCUGGGCAGCUCCUCGCGGGGCGGCCUGCAGGAGAAGCAGCAGUACAGGCUGGGCAGUGGCAGCCACUACAGCAGUCAGAAAACCUUAUCCACCUCCUCCCUUCAGAACGAGAUCCCAAAGAAGAAAGCCAAGUUUGAUGCCAUAUCUGCCAACGGUGACAGCGUUCCUUCCUCUCCCGAGAUGCUUUGUCCCCCUACCCAGAGUGCCCCAUCCACGCUGGCGCAGUGGGCUGCUUCCCACCAGAGUCUUGGUGCCCACCAUUGUGCUGUCUCUCAAGGCACUGCCAUCCUGAACUUCUCUCCAGACCUGGCCCUGGACUCUCCUGGCACUGACCACUUUGUCAUCAUUGCCCAGCUGAAGGAGGAGGUGGCUACCUUGAAGAAGAUGCUGCACCAGAAGGAUCAGAUGAUCCUGGAGAAAGAGAAGAAGAUCACAGAGCUGAAGGCUGACCUGCAGUAUCAGGAGUCCCAGAUGAGGGCCAAGAUGAACCAAAUGGAGAAGACACACAAGGAGGUCAUGGAGCAGCUACAGGCCAAGAACAGAGAACUCCUGAAGCAGGCAGCUGCCCUCUCCAAGGGCAAGAAGCCUGAGAAGUCUGGAGCCAUCACCUCCCCCUAAGCCAAACCCCAGGCUGGGAGUUUUCCCCAGCUUGAAGGCAAGGAGCCUGGGACCUGGCCAGCUGCUGGGAGCCCAAAGCUCUGUUGUCACCAUCCUGCUGCCGUGGAAAUGCCUCCAACAGCAUGCUCCAGUGGGUCUGGGUCUGGUGCUUGCUGGAUCCUGGCCUGUGAUCCACGGGGAGAGGUCCCAGACAGCCUCAGUCCCUGCUCCUGGAAAACUGCUUUCUGGAAGGAAAUGUUUUCCUUCCCAGCUCCUCCCACUGCCAGCCCCUUCCACCAGCAGACAGGAACCUGCUGCUGGGAGACUUCUUGCUGGUUGCAGCCUGCUGCUGGCAGGGCAGAGCUGUGACCAGUUAUGCAGGGAGAACUGUAGCUGCCCCUGCUGGGAGCUUGAUUUCUGCCUUCAGAUGGUCCCUCUUGGAAAGGAAGCUGAUAACUGCCCAGCCCAGCAGCUGCUCUGGAGGCUGUGCCACUGCAGGGAACAGCUUCUCCAGCUGCUGGAAGCUGCCCCCAGAGCUGAGGCUCUUUGUUUACCCUGGGAGGUCUGGGGUCAUUUUCCUCCUGUCAGCUGCCUGCUUCUGUCUUGUCUUAGGUGGCUCUCGUCCCUUUUGGGUCAGGAGCCAGAGUGGGACAGCACAGACCCAAACCCACCCAGAUGCCCCCUGCCUGGUGCCCUGUGACCUCUGGGGCAUUGAUGACCUCUGCAGCGUGGCGCGAUCCAGCGUCUCCUGCUGCCUCUCCUCACACAGGCUCGGAUGUCUCCUCUGCUCCCAGGUGGAGCUCAUCCUCUUCACCCCUUUCCCUGCCCCCUCACUGCCGCCCAGAUCCAGGAGCAGGAGCCAGGCUGGCUCCAGGGCAGGUCCCCCUCAGGCAGUGCCCCAAGCCAGGCAGUGCUUGGUGAGGCCCUCCAGGGACAUUUCUCACUGCUGAUCAGAAACCAGCAGCGUCAAAGGGCUAUGAAGGUUCCCUGCAGCAGGGACCUUCUGUCAGGCACAGCACCCACGGUGCCCACAGCACCACUGCCAGGGAGCCGAGCUGGGCUGGCAGUUCCCCAGCUCUGGUGCUCUUGAGGAGGGGGAACAAAAAGCACUUGGCCUCUGCUGGGAGGCAGAGCACCUCCCAGCUCCCCCACAUCCUGCACCCAGCCCCUUCAGGGCCAGAAGAAACAUCUCAGGGGUCUCCAGCCCUCGGGGCAGAGGGGUGAGGGCUAAAGGGAUGUGGUGAGCAGGAGCAGCCCCGCGGGGCAGUGCCAGCCACCUGCCAGAGCCCAUUAGGAUUUUUACGGCUUUUCUCCAUCCCUUUUUGUUACUGAAGAGGACUUGACUCAGGCACUUUGUUGGGUGACAUUGGCGUGGGAGGAGCAGCUGCAGCAGCAGCUACUGCACUGCGGGGGCUGUGUGGGGCCCUUGGGGUUUUGAGAGACUUCUGAUUGUGAAAACAAGGGAAAAAGGGAAAACCCCCCAGGGCUCUGCCACAGCACCCACUUUUGUGCUUCACUGUUUUCAUACCGCGGGGGUGCGCUGGGGCCGGGGGUUGCUGCUUUGUCUCAAGACACAGAACACAACCGCAGGGGCGGAGGGGCUGCGUGCGCCCCGCGGGGGUCCGUGCCAGGCUCUGCAGUGCCCGCGGGUUGUGUGUGUGCCAAGGGCGAUUGUACAGAACCUGGCAGCUCUAAAGUGCUUAAAAGAUU